Molecule: messenger RNA, 1146 nt
Organism: Eurypyga helias (sunbittern)
Lineage: Eukaryota; Metazoa; Chordata; Aves; Eurypygiformes; Eurypygidae
Product: serpin B6-like
Biological process (GO): negative regulation of endopeptidase activity
Cellular component (GO): cytoplasm
Molecular function (GO): serine-type endopeptidase inhibitor activity
Source: RefSeq, a predicted model, not a curated record
AUGGACAGCCUCUGUGCCGCAAACACCACUUUUGCACUCGACCUCUUAAGAAAGCUGUGUGAGAACAAAAGCAGGCAGAAUCUGUUCUUUUCUCCUUUUAGUAUUUCUUCUGCUUUGUCUAUGAUUUUGCUGGGUUCAGAAGGUAACACUAAAGCCCAGAUAGCAAAGGUGCUUUCUCUCAACAAAGCCAAGGACGCUCACAAUGGCUAUCAGUCACUUCUCUCUGACAUCAACGAUCCAAGCAGCAGAUACAUACUGAGAACUGCUAACCGACUUUAUGGAGAAAAGACAUUUGAGUUUCUCUCAUCAUUUAUAGAGUCGAGUCAGAAAUUCUACCAUGCUGGACUAGAACAGACUGACUUCGUGCAUGCUUGGGAGGAUUCCAGGAAACAAAUAAAUGGCUGGGUAGAGGAAAGGACGGAAGGUAAAAUUGGGAACCUGUUGGCAGAGGGGACUAUCGAUUCGCUGACCAGACUUGUGUUGGUGAAUGCCAUCUAUUUCAAAGGCAGCUGGGAAAAGCAGUUCAACAGAGAGAGAACGACAGAAAUGCCUUUUCAUAUUAGCAAGAAUGAGACAAAACCUGUGCAGAUGAUGUUCAAGAAGGAUAAAUUUAACAUGACCUAUAUUGGGGACUUCAAGACCAAAAUCCUUGAGCUCCCUUAUGUCGGUAACGAACUCAGCAUGAUCAUCCUGCUCCCUGAUGCAAUCCAGGAUGGAUCCACCGGCUUGGAAAGCCUGGAAAGAGAACUUACGUACGAGAACCUGACAGAUUGGAUCAAUCCUGAAAUGAUGGACUGUACGGAGGUGAGGGUGUCUUUACCCAGGUUUAAACUAGAGGAAGAUUACGAUCUGAAUGACCUUCUGAGCAGCAUGGGAAUGCCUGACGCGUUUGACUUGCAGAAGGCAGACUUCUCGGGAAUGUCGUCCGGCAAUGAGCUGGUGCUCUCUAAAGUAGUUCACAAGUCCUUCGUGGAAGUCAACGAAGAAGGCACGGAAGCGGCAGCGGCAGCCGCCACGGCAGGCCUGAUGGUUCUGCGCUGCGCAAUGAUUGUUCCAGAAUUCACUGCCGAUCGUCCCUUCCUCUUCUUCAUCCGGCACAACAAAACCUCCAGCAUUUUGUUCUGCGGCAGAUUUUGCUCUCCCUGA